Grus americana (Whooping crane) is the source of this 4028-nucleotide messenger RNA. It is a transcript of the gene PRSS23, whose product is annotated as serine protease 23. Gene Ontology annotation, molecular function: serine-type endopeptidase activity. Lineage: Eukaryota; Metazoa; Chordata; Aves; Gruiformes; Gruidae. The record is from RefSeq and is a predicted model, not a curated record. Gene Ontology annotation, biological process: proteolysis. The coding region runs from base 705 to 1973 and encodes 422 amino acids. The transcript has 3 exons.
CCCGCCGGCCGGGAGGGUGCCGCGGGACGCGGGUCACCCCGCGGGACAAAGGGGCGGCGGGGAGGAUGGCGGGGGCCGUUCUCGCCCUUCGGUGCCCCGGGGCUGGCGCCUCACCUGCGGGCGGGCGCGGAGCCGAGGGGAGCCGGGCACUGCGGGCCACCGGCCGUCCCCGCCGGGCGCUGCCGCCAGCCGGCCUGCGGGAGCCGCUGUCCCGGCUCGGGGCGAGCGCUCCGCGAAGAGCUUAAUUUUUAACCCCGCUCGCAUCAACGGGAGCGCACCCGGCGCCGCCUCUCCGGCCGCGGGCUAACAAAAGGGAUAACGGGGCUUCUCCCCACCGGUCCCCGCGUCGAGUCCCCGCCGCCGGGGCGGCCGGAGCAGCAAGCACCGCUGCUCGCCGAUGUCGGUGACUAACUUUGAAGGGGCGACUGGCGAGGAAACAGCUGAUAAAAAAUUCGCCUUUGCUGCGUUUCACGCUUGGGAGGCGUCAGAAGUAGCUCUGCGGUUGAGCCACAGCGGUCCUCUACUUUGAUUGAUCACCAUGACCGAGAACACCCGUAUUUUGGGGUUUUUUAAGACAUACAUCACACCAUCUCUUCAGUGAAGCGGCUGCUGGAGCCUGUGGCAGUUGUUCACCUCCUGCCCCGAGCGAGGUCCGAGGGGUCGAGGAGAGUGAAUGCUAUGCAGAGCAGAAACCUUCCUCUGGUAUGAGUUGUAAGGGGAAGCGAGUCUCCCGUGUGGUCAUGUUCUGCAGCCCGGCUCCUGUUCAGGUUACCUGCUUUGUCCACCCGCCUGUUGCUACCAUCAACUUGAUGUCUCUGGCUACGACAGCAAACGGUGUGAGACCGGCAUUCAGAAUGGCAGGCUUGUCCACUUUAAUCCUCCUUUUGUGUGCUGCUAAAGAUGUGAUGCCCUCCAGUUCUCACUGGAAGCCAACUUGGCCGUCUUACAGAGUUCCAGUUAUCCUGCCACAAUCUACCCUUAACUUGGACAAACCACAGUUUGAUGCUGAAGCCAGACUGGAAGUGGUAUCUCCCUGUGGCCCAACAUGCCACAAAAGUUCUCCGCUGCCAACUUAUGAAGAAGUGAAGAACUACCUGUCCUAUGAAACUUUGUAUGCUAAUGGCAGCCUCACUGAAACUGAAGUGGGCAUAUAUAUUCUGAGCAACAGCGGUGAUGGGUCUCGAGGCAAAUCUCGAACUAAGAGGCAGAUCUAUGGCUAUGACAGCAGGUUUAGCAUUUUUGGGAAGGACUUCUUGUUGAAUUACCCGUUCUCCACUUCGGUGAAGCUAUCUACAGGUUGCACGGGGACGCUAGUGGCUGAAAAGCAUGUUCUUACUGCUGCUCAUUGCAUUCAUGAUGGCAAGAGUUAUGUCAAAGGAGCUCAGAAACUGCGAGUGGGGUUCCUAAAGCCCAAACUGAAAGAUGGCAGCAAAGGGGCCAAUAUCACCAACUCAGCAAUGCCUGAGAAAAUGAAAUUCCAGUGGAUCCGAGUGAAACGGACACAUGUCCCCAAAGGAUGGAUCAAAGGCAAUGCCAAUGACAUUGGCAUGGAUUAUGACUAUGCCCUGCUGGAGCUCAAGAAGCCUCAUAAAAGAAAGUUUAUGAAGAUAGGUGUGAGCCCACCAGCAAGACACUUGCCUGGAGGGAGGAUUCACUUCUCUGGCUACGACAAUGAUCGUCCAGGAAACUUGGUUUACCGUUUCUGUGAUGUCAAAGAUGAAACAUAUGACCUGUUGUACCAGCAGUGUGAUGCCCAGCCGGGUGCGAGUGGAUCUGGGGUGUAUGUGAGGAUGUGGAAGAGGCAGAAUCACAAAUGGGAGCGUAAAAUUAUUGGAAUAUUUUCAGGCCAUCAGUGGGUGGACAUGAAUGGUACCCCACAGGAUUUCAAUGUAGCUGUUCGCAUCACACCCCUCAAAUACGCACAGAUCUGUUACUGGAUCAAAGGCAACUACCUUGACUGCAGGGAAGGCUAAAGACAAUGAAACUCCUUGAAAGCACUUAAUGACUGGUUUUAAUUUCUCAUCUGAGGAGAGGGUAGACUUCUGCUGCAAAUGCAUGUGAUAGGAUCUUGUAACAUCGGGAUGUGAUAUAUAGCUUUUCAAGCAAGCCACCUUGUUCUCAGGACAGGGGCUGUGUGGUGCUGUCAUUGCAGCUCGAAACUGGGGAGAAAGGAACGUCUGCUGGGUGGGGAAGGAGCAGGUGGACUUGCUGAAUUUGCAGCUGAGCAACUGAAGAUUAAUUAGGGGCAGAUCAGUAAACAGUAUGAAAUCAGAACUGUCUCCAAAGAAUCUUACAAAAGGGACGCUGUUGACUAUCUCAUGCCUACAAUGUUUGUUUUAAUAAAUCCUAGGAUUAGUAGAAAUGCUUUGAUCUGAACUUUUAAGAAAAUAUUUCUAUGCUGUUGGGGGCUGAAGAGGGGCAUUUAAUGGUGUUUGCAACCCAAACAUUACAGCUUUGUGUUCCUGCAUGAGCAAGGGAGUGUGAAAAGGGCAAGGCAUGUGCUGUGGGAGAUGAAUGCCACACAAAUAGCAUGAAGGGUAAAUACUUAACACUUCUAACCUUCUUUUGGCCUGAGUGAUUUGAGACUUUAUUAGUAACAUAGUUAAGAAAAAUGCUUUUUGAGCAAACGGACCUUGAUGUUGCAAGAACUUGACUGUGAAGGUGAUGUUGGUCAUAUGAGCAGUGCCAUUGCGUUCUGCUUUGGGAAACAAAUCAUGCAUGGGCUUAAAUCUUUACAGCAGCUGGGGCAUAGCCUUACACCUAGCAGGAUCUCUGUGAGUAUACUAUUAUAGAAAGCAUAUGAGGACAGAGGCUUGUUUUCUGUUAUGACCUUACUUCGAUCUUUUAAGGAAAAUCUCGUGUCAGCAACUCAGGUUUUCAGAGGAGAAGCCUGUCCUCGGUCUUGCUGGCUGUUUGAAUUGCAGCCUGCAAAGCAGGUAAAGAGGAGAGCAGGACAAGGAUUUCUAUUGAGUUUUUCCCCUUUUUGUUGAAGAUCCAUGCUGUUCUACCUAAACAUAUACUAGGUAGAAGGGCCCUAGAUUUAUAAGUGUCUCUCUAUCGUAUCCCUUUGACAGUGUAAUUUGUACAGCAUCUUGACUCCUGUUUCUUGUGUCAUUUGGGGUAGGAAUCCUCCUCCCCAUCAGACUGUUGAGUUACAAAUAAUUCUUGGCAAAUGCACAGUUCAGUAAUUCUGCAGCUGGAAUAGAGCCACAUUAUAGGGUGCAAUCUGAGUUUGCUAUGAAGUGAUGCUCUGCUGUCCCUUAUACAUGACAGUGAUUUACAUUUUUACUAUAGCAGAAUUGUAGUUUGAAACAAGAACUGUCUUUUAUAGGUAAAAUCAGUGCAGCCAAAUACUUGUAGCUUAGCAAACAGCAUUGUUAAGUCGAUGUGGUCUGUACAAACAGUGUUUCUCGGGUGGAUUGUGCCUCUGUAUUGCAGUAACAUGGUUAAGUACAUGCUGCCAUGCCAAUAUUGUUUUUUUAAAUAGGAGGAUAGACACUGGCGCCAGUUCCAGUUUCUCUUCCAUCCAUCUCUCACUGUUGCCUGAACCUUACCGAGUUACCCAUGGCACUUGGUGUUGUGGGGCAAACGCAAGUCCCUGGUGUGAAGUGGCAGAGCUGGGAAGGAAUGAAUCUAAGCAGAGCUUCCCUAUGCUAUAAAGGAAAACGUUAAUUCAGCUAAGCCUUUCUUACACUCUACUAAUUACUAUGGCAUUUGUAAACAUAUGCCUGAUGGUGCUUUAUCUUUGUGAUGGCUUUGGCUCUAGUUCUGAAAAACAUUUUUUGCUAGAGCUGCCUACGAUUAUUAUUUUUAUAGGUGCAGCGUACAAAAACAUGGACCCUUAUGUGGGCUUUUGGUGCCCUCAGAUACAAGCAGUUACUAAUGCUUUGAAAUAUGAAUAAUCACAAUAUGUAUCUGAUGGUCUUUUUCUGCCUUUUUAUUUUAAUUUCCUUUACUUUAUGGCUGUUAUCUGGAGCACUUUUGUUUGAAUGUAUCACAGUGAAUAAAGAAAAGUUAUGGAAUUUCAA